Salvelinus namaycush (lake trout) is the source of this 574-nucleotide messenger RNA. RefSeq names its product rab11 family-interacting protein 5-like. Gene Ontology annotation, biological process: regulated exocytosis. The record is from RefSeq and is a predicted model, not a curated record. Gene Ontology annotation, molecular function: small GTPase binding. Lineage: Eukaryota; Metazoa; Chordata; Actinopteri; Salmoniformes; Salmonidae. Bases 1 to 426 code for a protein of 141 amino acids. Gene Ontology annotation, cellular component: phagocytic vesicle; early endosome; recycling endosome. The transcript has 3 exons.
AUGGACAUGGGAGGAGAUCUUGGACAUCCUCACCCAGUGAAGCCCCUGACCCCAGAGGAGAAGAGGCGGGCGGAACUUUCCGAGGGGCGGUCGGUGCUGGACAAACUGAAGUCCUCCAUCCACUCUGGGAGGAGCAGCCAGCCCACCAAUCAGCAACCUGAGAAGAAGUCUCUGACUGAGGGAGCUGGGCCUUACUACCACCUGACCCACAGUGAGCUGGUCGCCCUCCUCCUCCAACGGGAGGCAGACCUACACCGGCAGAGGGCGGAGUUUGACCAACAGGGUGCGUUGCUAGCGAAGCGGGAGGCAGAGUUGAAGAAGAUGAAGCCUCAGGUUAGGGAUCUGGAGGACUACAUAGACACACUGCUGGUCCGCAUUAUGGAGCAGACUCCCAUCAUCCUGCAGGUCGGCACCAAGCUCAAGUGACCGAGAGAGGGACUGGUGGAAUGGGGGUAACUAGCACCUGGGUUGUGACAUUUCCUGGUUGAUUCCCGGGAUCCGGAGGGAAUAAGCAGGAAUUCUCCAACUGGGAUUCCUGGAAAACCUGAGAAUUUUUUUUGACGCAAUUUUGCAA